Tupaia belangeri chinensis (Chinese tree shrew) is the source of this 728-nucleotide messenger RNA. RefSeq names its product CUB and sushi domain-containing protein 3-like. The transcript is spliced from 3 exons. Lineage: Eukaryota; Metazoa; Chordata; Mammalia; Scandentia; Tupaiidae. The annotation marks the transcript as partial. The record is from RefSeq and is a predicted model, not a curated record.
GUUUCUGCUGAGCCUGAUGGAGCUACUUAUGUAUUUCAAGGAUUUAUUCAAGGCAAAGAUUAUGGGCAAUUUGGACUACAAAGACUGGGACUGAAUAUGUCAGAAGGUGCAAAUUCUUCAAAUCAACCUCAUGGUACAAAUAGUAGUUCUGUGGCCAUUGCUAUUCUUGUGCCUUUUUUUGCCCUUAUAUUUGCAGGAUUUGGAUUUUAUCUUUAUAAACAAAGGACUGCACCCAAAACACAAUAUACGGGAUGUUCAGUUCAUGAAAAUAACAAUGGUCAAGCCGCUUUUGAAAACCCCAUGUACGACACCAAUGCGAAAUCAGUGGAAGGGAAGGCAGUACGAUUCGAUCCCAACUUGAACACGGUUUGCACAAUGGUAUAACACGGCAACCGCUAGCCUUCUUCAGAAGCUUGGAAAUCGACACACAAAACAGUGCACAUUUAGUUCACUGCUAAACAAAUUAAAGCACACUUUUCAGGACUAGCUGGGUCACCUUUUCCUGAGGAAUGAUAGAGAAGAGUGUUUUUUCAUAAACUGGACCAUAAUUCUUCUUCAUGGUCACCAUGGAGAGUUUUACAGAAAUUCAGCUGCACUCUGAGAGUGCUUACUCACAGUUUAUUUGCUUUUUUUAAAAAGGAGAUUAUUCUAAAACAUAAACUUAUUUGCAUAUAUUGGAGGAGCAUCCACUAUCAGUAUUUCUGUGCUUUAUAAACUAUAUUAGAGGG